CAGACCCUGAGGAGAUCCAGAGUCCUUUACUUCUUUUGGAGGAACCCAAGAGCCUUCGCUUGCUUCCUUCGAGAACUCUGGAGAGUCAGGUAAAUGGGGUAGGGUGGGGCAGGGGAGGAGAAGACACUGCUGACCUGGGCUCUGUCCACAGGAACAAUGCUUCACCUUUGACAGAGUCUUGGGCCUGGAUGCUGCUCAGGUAAGGUGGUCUGAGAAGGAGAUGGGAGGAAGAUGGAAUCUUCAGGCCCCCAAAUGCUGGGAAGUUGACUGCUCUCCAGGCCUUGUGCUCAAGGCAGGCUGGCACAGGGCAACUUGAGAUGGUGGAGUGUGCCUAUUUUACCCUGCAGGAGGCAGAGCAAGAGCUGCUGUCACGAAUCCAGUCUACACUGGCUUUGGUGGGCAGAGGGUACAAUGUAGCCCUGAUUCUCCGGGGCCGGGAAACAGAGGCACCCCGACUUGUACCACAGCUGCUGCAGGUGCUGUUUGAGCAAACUCUGCUCCUCCAUCGCUCUGACUGCAUGCUCAGUACCCUUAGCCUGGUGCAGAUCAGCCCUAGCGGGAGGAUCCAGGACCUGCUCUGUCCAGGACUAGAGGACCUUUCUGUGUUGGAGGUGGCCCCUCUGGGCUUGGUGGUGGAAGGUACCAGUGAAGUGGAGGUGUCUGACUCAAGAGCUGCUUCAGAGCUGUAUUUGCAGGCUACAGUGCAUGAAGGCAGGACUUGUCUGCUGACGCUCACUGUUUCCUGUUCUGGUCCUGAACCUCCUGAGUGGUCUGGGACCCGGGGUGUGUGGAGAGGUGCUUUGCGGAUCUUGCAGCUCCCAGGAGGCCUAGACUGCCCCCUACUGAGGGUAUUGGCUGGUGAGGUUGGAGAGAUCGAGGGCUCUCUGCCUUGGAUUGUCUCACAGCUCCUAGAAGGAAACAACUAUGGUGGCCUACUCCUCCGUCUGGACCCCCAAGGUAGCUCCCUGAGUUUGCUUCAGGGUGCUCUGCUGGGGGCCUCACAAAGAAGGAUGCAAGUGAAACAGGUGAAGCCCAUCCUGUGGAACGCAGUAGAAGAGGCCCGGGUCCGCCGAGCUGGCCUGAAGACCCUGCGUUUAGGCCUCCUUGGAAACACCUUGACAGAUGAAAGGCUUAGGCAGCUGGGCAGGGCACUCCGGGAGCUACAGGUGGUAAAGGCCUGGAGCCAGUAUCCAAGAGGCCCAGUACCCAAAGGGGCCACAGCCAAGGUGGAGGAGCUCCUAGAGCCACAGGUCCAAGGCAAGCCACUGAAGUACUGUAAGCAGGGGAGAAGACACUGCUCCCAUUUGUCAGUGGCAGGAAGAACAGCAUUUCUAGGGCCUGGGCUCCAUCAAAAGCAUUCCCUCAGCAACUCUGAAGACCAGGCCUGCCAGGCCCCAGAUGUGGCCCUGCAGUUCCUUCUGGCCCAGGCCCAGAGGCAAAGACUGCAACAGCAGCACCAAAUUUGGAUCCAAGAGGAGUUGAAACACUUGGGACAGGACAGUGCAGGUGGACACGUCAAAGGCCCUGUGACUGAGGAGCAGAUAAAAAAAGUAAGUAGGGGACUACGAUCCAUCAUCAAUCAAAACUUACUGGUCCACAGCAUCUCAUGGCCCUCAAAGCCUUGUAUGGGAAAUUAUGUGUUUAGCAAACAGCAUGGCAUACUGCUGGCACUUAGUGGCUAUAAAUUAUCUUCUCUGCAGCUCAGCGAAGAGAGACAGAGAUGGCUCUGGGAGCAGACAGUGCUGAGGCUCCAGGUGGAGGCCCUCCAGGCAGAGCGGGAUACGGCAGAGCAGGACCUGGCAACUCUAUACGACUUGCAUGUACAAGCCACUCGUGUUCAGACAUGCCACAUGCUUCAGGUAUUCCGAGCCUGGCAGGGGCUAUGGGAGGAAAAGGCCACAACUACAGAGCACCAUCUUCGUGGCCUGCUGGCUCAUGUGCUGCAAGACACUAUUCAUCUGGCCUCAAAGAACCAGGAGCUCCAAGCCCAGAACCAGCAGCUGCAGCUUCAGCAGUGUGCAAGCAAGCCUGGGGCAGUCACACUGGACACAUGUCUUGGAGAGCAAGUUGGUGAUCAGGAACCCUUCAAGGGAAGUUUCCUUCCUUCUCAUUCUCAAGAGUCCUUCUAUUUUCAAGACUUUAUUCUCUAUAGUCCAAGUUUUAUGCUUUAGGAAAAUUUCAAAAGCUCUGUGACAAAGAAGUCUUAACUCCAUGGAGUUUCCAAAAUAAGUAACAAUACUGACAACAGCUGAAAGAAAUGUUACGGAAUUAAG
Molecule: messenger RNA, 2273 nt
Organism: Octodon degus (degu)
Lineage: Eukaryota; Metazoa; Chordata; Mammalia; Rodentia; Octodontidae
Exons: 14
Coding region: 318-2171 (617 amino acids)
Source: RefSeq, a predicted model, not a curated record